UGUGUGUGGGGAUGAUUCAGCAGCUCGUGCAGCAGAAAGCAGAAAGCAGCUGGUCCUCUGCGCACGUGCACCUCGGACGGACCUCCUCGCGCCGAACGAACGCUUUCAUGUUCACGGCGUCUCACCUGGUCGCUGAGCCCGUGCACGUGACGCGUCCAACGCCGGAGACCCCGUAGCGUCGCGUCCAGCCGAGACAGGCCGGAGAGCCGCCACAGGGAGCCGCGUCGCUCCUCCGCUGCUUCCAUCCGGGCUCUUCAGAGCCUCGGGACUCCGCUCGCCUCCUCGCUGGUCUCCGGAGGGAUUUAACCGGAACACAGCCUCCUCCCGGACCCCCCGCCGGCUCCGGUCAACCGGCUCCACGUUGCACAUUUCCGCAUUUCGACGUCUGACGCUCCGGCACCCCGGCAGCUCCUCGUGCUCCAUGUUGAAGUGGGCGGGGUCUGAUGUCAGCCCCUCCCACCAUGCCCGCCAUGGUUUCUAGACUGCCCAAGUUCGGCUCGAGGCCCAAAUCCGCCUCCCUUUCCAACGGCGCUCAGACGGGUCCGGCCGCCGGCACCCGCCUCACCAACGGGUUCUACCACCACCCCGGCCCGGCAGGGGUCAAUGGCGGUCUGACCCCUGCUUCUGCCAAGCAGAAUGGAUUCAUCCGAGUGCCCACUUCGUAUUCCAUGAAAUGGAAGAGAGAAAGCGAACCGGCGGAGGACGAGGAGUGGAGCCGAGGAAAGGGCGUGGACAUCGGGCAGAACAUCGGGCAGAACCGCCCCGGUAGCAACGCCCUUCAGUAUUCUUCCCAGCGGGACGCCAAGAAGACGACCGCGGCGGGGCACGGCUUCGGUCUUCCCGUGACGUCAUCGGUGCAGACCGGCACCAGAACACUUCCAGUCCCUAAAAGCGGUUCUGUCGGUUCCAAACCGAGCCAGACCGGGCUGAAUGGCACCGCCAAGCCGACCCCGAACGGUCUCUCUGGAUCAAAGCUCAAGGGCGGGACCGAUGGUUCCCUGAGACAGCCUCACGGCUUUGCUCGUCCUGGCGGUUCUGGUCCCGGCUCUCGAUCCGGUUCCCCGCUGCAAAAGAAACCGCCGGCCAACCGCUGCCGGUCCAGCGACAGUCUCGGCCCGGUUCUGUCCGCCCAGCUCGCCGAGAGCGACCGCAUUCGGUCGCGCAGCCUGACGCAGGUCCGACGGCUGCCCUCCCCCCCCACCCUCCCCCCUUCCUCCUCAUCAUCCUCUUCCUCAGUGUCUCGUCACCCCACCAACACCAGCUCCAUGAACCGGGCGGCCGGGCGAGGAGCUUCCUCCUCAAUGGCUCCGCCCAAAGACAGCUUGGCGAAACCUCCCGGCAGCAGCCAGACUCCCAAGGGAGGAGGAGGGGUCAAAGUUCAAACUUCUGUCGAGAGGUCAGGGGUCAGCUUCCCCUCCCUGCUGCCCCACUCUGCCUUAAAGAAGCCCCUCCUCUCCAGCCUUGGCCCCGCCUUUAAGCCCAGCGGCAUCAGCUACAAGCUGUCACGGCCAUCGCUCAUCAAGCAGUCCCGCCCCCUCCGAGUGACGACGGCCAAUGAGAACAGAGGUGGACAGGAAGUGAAGCAAAGACUGAUGGCCCGGACGAACUCGGUGGAGACGCCCUCGACCACGGAGAACAGUCCGGAGAGUUCCCUGGAGGCUCCGGAGAGGGAGGGGCUGGUACCCCAGGGAGAGGUGUCCGUUGUGGGGGAGACGCUGGAGGACAUGUCCCUGUCCUCCAGCUCAUCUCUGGAGAGGAACGACACCAGUCAGGAGUACAUGGACGACUUCGACAACCUCGGAAACGGAGGGGUGGGCUUACUGCUGCUCUCGAAAAGCCACCGAGACGACCCGGGGCUCGACCAAUCGGGCGCCAGGUUGGCUGAAGACGUGGCGGCGGUUGGCGGGGUCGCCGCGGCGCUCUGCUUCCUGGAUCACGGCGUGGACUGGUCCGCGAUGGGCGGUGAGCGAGGGGAGCACCAGCUGACCCGGGCCCCCCACCGGAGGAGGUCCAGUCAGGUGGACUACCACGAGCAGGUGAAGGCCGGAGCAAGAAACGCCAGUAACAUGGGCGGGUCUUCUCUGGAUUUGUCCCCCUCAGACAGCUGCGGGUCCGGGGGAACCUACAUGUGGGACGAGGAGGGCCUGGAGCCACUAGGGGGCGCCACCACCACCACGGCCUCCACCAGCACCACCAACACCACCCACCACCUCGGGAGCUUCGACUCCGACCUCAACAGCAUCGAUGUCUUGAACAACCUGGACUCGUGUGAUCUGGAUGACGAUGACCUCAUGAUGGAUGCAGACCUCCCUGAAGACGCCUCGCUGCAGAGCGAGGGAGGCGGCCUCACCCACAUGGCCCAGUGGAGGAUGAGGCAGCUCUGCUGGGGAACGCAGGACGUCGACAGCGACAGUGACUUCCAGGGCUACAAGCUAGCCGAGGAUUCUGGGAAUAAGCGGACGGACAGAACCGGGGACAAGGACCUCAUUCUGGACCUCUGUCCUCCAAGGUCUCCCUGCCAGUCUCCUGGUCUGGGUCUGGAUGUGGAGGAACUGGCUGAAGACUGUUGUGCAGUCCGAUCCCAGCUUGAGUAUCUGCAGAGCUUACUGCUCCAGGAGGAGGACGUAGACGAGGACACUCUGACCACAGACACUCUGAGUCCUGAGACCAGCGACUCCUCCCACACACAGGAUCUCCUGCAGGAGGUGCAGCAGCUCAGAGAGGAGCUGAGAAGCCGAGACCGAACCAUCGUCCAUCUCACCCUGCAGCUGGCUGUUCCCACGGUGACCACCGUGUGUCGUUGCCAGGAGACGACGGGAACGACUGACCGACACACACAGACGAGUCUGAAGGAGAGAGAGAGCGCUGCCUUGCCUCCUGCUCCUUUCCUCUCUCCUCCCUGGCAGUAUCAGCGCUCCAGGCCUUACCGGGUGAGGCCGAAGCCCAGCAUCCCCCCCCACCUCGCUCGGAAAAGAGUGGAGAACUUAGUGCUUUACUUCAGUGACACGGCGCGUCACAGAUAUUUCACGCCUCCAGCCAGGACGACCAGGAGCCAAUGACGAUCCAAGCUCCGCCUCCAUUUGACUCUCCCUCCGCCUCCUCCCGACCCCAGAUCCUCGCCAACGGCUUCCUGGACCGCUCUGACGCCGCCGACCACAGGAAGGAGGAAGGAGAGAGGAGGAGAACCCCCAACAGAUCCCUGCAGCCCCCCCAGCCCUCCAAGCUCCGCCUCUUCACGGCUCAGAGCUCCAGACCGCCGUCCAGGCAGCUGCCUCGUGACCCAGAGAGCAGCGAGGUCAAGAUGGCGGCCUUCACCUCCGGCUUGUCCCGCCUCCCCAAGCCAAAGAGCCACUGAGCCGUCGGCCCGUCGGAGAACCAGACUUCCUGUCUCCCGCAAUGAGGUUGAAAUAUAGAUAUUUAAUUAAUUUAUUGUUAAUAUUUGAGCUCUGACUGAGAAUAAAGGUGUACCCGUCAUGUUAAAGGUCCCACAAAGAGGGAAAUCUAUUCAUACGUUUGUCUCUUGAACAUCUCGAGAGCCUUAAAGUGAUUUAUGGAUAAAGAACUUUGAUGAACAUUUAAUCCGCUUCAUAAAAAUUAACUAUUAAUUAAUUUUCUCCGUCGUCCUGCUGAAAGUCACGUCAUGUGAUAUUAAAUAAAGAGCAUUUGUUUUUUAUCUCCAUGAUAUUCCAGCAGGACUUUAAAAUAAUUAACAGUAAAUGUUGGUGAAUAUUUAGAUUUUCAGUAAUAAUAAAUGACCUUUUAGUUUAGAGAGGUUUUUCCCUCCAAUUAGUACAAAAUAUAUCAGUUCAGUUUCCAAGAGAUGAACAACAGGACCAAUAAAACAAAGGGAAACCUAGUUAUGAUUAUUAUGAACAUUUACAAACGACUUAAAGAGAAAUAACUCAGAAGCUGGUUCUCUGACUUCCUGUUUGACUGAAUUACUUCCUGUCUGACUGACUUCCUGUCUGACUGACUUCCUGUGUGACUGAAUUACUUCCUGUCUGACUGACUUCCUGUUUGACUGAAUUACUUCCUGUCUGACUGACUUCCUGUUUGACUGAAUUACUUCCUGUCUGACUGACUUCCUGUGUGACUGAAUUACUUCCUGUCUGACUGACUUCCUGUCUGACUGAAUUACUUCCUGUCUGACUGACUUCCUGUGUGACUGAAUUACUUCCUGUCUGACUGACUUCCUGUGUGACUGAAUUACUUCCUGUCUGACUGACUUCCUGUGUGACUGAAUUACUUCCUGGCUGACUGACUUCCUGUGUGACUGAAUUAUAAUAACAAUAAUAGUUCCUGGUUUUUAAAUAUUUCUGUUUUACUGAAAUACUCAACACACAACAAUGUACUUAUAUUAUUAUUAUUGAUGCAUUAACAUGCUUCUAUAUAUGAAUAAACCCGACCCGGCUACAUCGUUAUCCACACGGGGGUAACGAGUACUUUGUGAGUACUUAAAAGUAUUUGUACUUGUAGAGGAGUACUUUAGGCAUCUGAAGCAUUCAGAGGCUUUUAACCAGAGAAGCAAACAGGAAGUACUUCUGUGUUUGUGUCUGAACUUUAACUUUAGGGAGACGCAAUAUGCAAUAAACAAUAUGCAACAUGUUUAGAAAUAUAUUUAAAAAACACGGAGAUGAGUUCCUCUUUGCAUCUGAGACCACACAAUAAUAAUAAUAAUAAUAAUAAACGUGAGAUAUUUAUGAGAGCAACACAAAACUGUUUUUAACGAUCAAUUGAUCCUUUAAAUCAUUUAAAGUUAAUUAAUUUUAUUUUUUUUAUUGUUAAAGUUUUGACUCUGUACUUCAAUUCACUUGUUGUUGUUUAUUACUUGACCGGCGUCACAUAAACUGCUAUUUAUUUUAUUGUUUGUGUUUUAUUUUCUUAUCACUGAUUCUCUGAAAUCUUAGUUUUGUUUAUUUGAGCUUUUCAGUUUGAGAGAUUUUGUUUGUUAUUGACUUUGUUUGUUUUUGUCACUGUAAACGACCUGGUUUGAGUUAUUAAUGUUCAUAAACACUGAAAUACUAACCUGUCACAUGUUAAAUUCAUCAGAAUAUACAUUCACACUUCUCUUCACAAUAAAAGCCUUUAAAUGCAAAGAGAGCUCAUGAAGGCUUUUAAUGUGAAACUGUGCAGGAAGUGGUUGAGUCUCGUUGACGGAAGCUUAGAUAAUAAAUGACGUGUAAAUAAAGACUUGGGACGUGUUUGAGGAGCUGUGUGGGUUGACGUCAGGUUUUUCACAAUAAGGUGCGUGUGUUUAACAUUUCUUAUUGUUUGUUAUCUCCACAACUAAACAUUGAAUAAUCUGAAUAACAUACUCAUAACUAUCUUUCUCCACUCUGCUGUACCGUGUUGUUUUGGGGGAAUGCUUUUAUUUUGAAAACUUGAAGUGGACAAAACAUCCUGCUGGUUUUGUUGAAUUUAAUUUGUGUGUAAUAACUGUGGAUAAGUUUGAACUCUUGUGUAAAACUGUACAAAGUCUUACCCACUGUAAUUAUUAUUAUUAUUAUUUACACUGAGCUUGGGAAGCAUCUCGGUCUGAAAAAUGCACUUUAAACCAUCGUAAGGAGUCGAUGUUCAGCUUCAAUAUGUUUUAUUUUGUGGCUUUUUAAGUUCAAAUCAAAGCAACACAAAUCUGGAUCUUUCAAUGGAAAGAACUACAAAGAAGGAGAACUACAAUCAUGGCGUCUCGACAGUGACCUUUAAAAAGGGUUAUGACGUAAAUACCUGUUUGUCUCCUGAUUGCUUGACCCGUGACAUCACAUCCUGUUUCGGUGUCCGGUUGCAGGAAGUUCAGUUGGACUGAAGCCGAGUGCGACGUUGUGAUUGGCCGACACGGCUCCCCGCUGCUCACUGGCUCAUAUUUAUUGUCCUCUUCUGUGAUUGGCUGAGAUCCUCUCUGAUGCUGCUGAGAGGCUGAAUGCUGAAAUAAAAAUAACCUUC
This is a messenger RNA of Cyclopterus lumpus (lumpfish), 5940 nucleotides long. RefSeq names its product serine-rich coiled-coil domain-containing protein 2-like. The transcript has 16 exons. Gene Ontology annotation, molecular function: microtubule binding. The coding region runs from base 444 to 3059 and encodes 871 amino acids. Gene Ontology annotation, cellular component: microtubule cytoskeleton. Gene Ontology annotation, biological process: microtubule bundle formation. The record is from RefSeq and is a predicted model, not a curated record. Lineage: Eukaryota; Metazoa; Chordata; Actinopteri; Perciformes; Cyclopteridae.